AUGAGCUCAUCUGAUAUUAAAGAAACUGCCCAACAAGCUAUCGACGGACCCAAGCAAUUCUUUAAAGAAGGUGUUCAAUUUAUCAACCGUUGUAAAAAGCCUGAUCAACAAGAAUUCUUAAAGAUCACUCAAGCUGUUGCUAUGGGUUUUGCUGCUCUUGGUGCUUUAGGCUACUUGGUUAAGCUCAUCCACAUUCCCAUCAAUAACAUCCUUGUCGGUGGUGCCUAA
This is a messenger RNA of Rhizopus microsporus ATCC 52813, 228 nucleotides long. Its product is annotated as translocation complex subunit Sss1. Gene Ontology annotation, cellular component: Ssh1 translocon complex; membrane. The coding region runs from base 1 to 228 and encodes 75 amino acids. The record is from RefSeq and is a predicted model, not a curated record. Gene Ontology annotation, biological process: post-translational protein targeting to membrane, translocation; protein targeting. Lineage: Eukaryota; Fungi; Mucoromycota; Mucoromycetes; Mucorales; Rhizopodaceae. The transcript has 3 exons. Gene Ontology annotation, molecular function: transmembrane protein transporter activity.